GCAAUCCUAGAUCUCAUUCCCAGCUUCGAUUUCGGCAACAGCGGCAGAACUGUUUACCACAAUAUAAACACAGCCGUCAUUUUAGAAACUGUUAGCACCAAUAGCAAGGAAGGUGGCUCAGUUGUGUGCAGCCUAGACAAUGUCCGAAGUUUCUGGCUCUAUAUCAGAGGAAGAACGAAGUUUGUUCCGUCCGUUCACGCGGGAAUCCCUAGCAGAAAUAGAAGCUCGCAUUGCCGAGGAGCUUGCCAAACAGAAGGAGCUUGAGAAAAAGAGAGCUGAAGGCGAGGGAAGUAUAUAUGGACGGAAGAAAAAGAAAAAAGAAGUUCGAUAUGACGAUGAAGACGAGGAUGAGGGUCCUCAACCUGAUCCAAUGUUUGAGCAAGGAGCGCCCCUUCCGGUCCGAAUGCACAACGAUUUCCCCCCUGAGCUGUCCUCCACACCUCUUGAAGAUAUUGAUAGUUUUUACUUCAAUAAAAGGACGUUUGUGGUCGUCAGUAAAGGAAAGGACAUAUUCAGGUUCUCCGCGACCGACGCGUUGUGGAUCCUCGAUCCAUUUAAUCCAAUACGACGUGUGGCCAUCUACAUCUUGGUCCACCCACUCUUUUCUCUAUUCAUUAUCACCACAAUUUUGGUUAACUGCAUACUCAUGAUCAUGCCCACAACGCCCACCAUCGAAUCCACCGAAGUCAUAUUUACGGGCAUCUACACAUUUGAGUCCGCCGUUAAGGUGAUGGCGAGGGGUUUCAUUCUGCAGCCUUUUACCUAUCUUAGAGAUGCAUGGAAUUGGCUCGACUUCGUAGUUAUAGCUUUAGCUUAUGUGACGAUGGGAAUAGAUCUAGGCAACCUUGCCGCUCUCAGGACAUUUCGAGUCCUCCGAGCCUUGAAGACUGUCGCUAUUGUACCAGGUCUUAAAACCAUUGUCGGCGCUGUGAUAGAGUCCGUUAAAAAUCUACGCGAUGUGAUAAUCCUAACAAUGUUCUCCCUCUCCGUCUUUGCACUUAUGGGUCUUCAGAUUUAUAUGGGGGUGCUUACGCAAAAAUGUAUAAAAAAUUUUCCGAAUGACGGCUCGUGGGGUAACUUAACGAGCGAGAACUGGGACAGUUUUUGUAAAAAUAAAACUAAUUGGUACGUGGACGAUGCUGGGGCCAUGCCAUUGUGUGGAAAUUCGUCAGGAGCAGGAACGUGUCCUCCUGGAUAUAUUUGUUUACAAGGGUACGGAGGAAACCCUAAUUAUGGUUACACAAGCUUCGAUACGUUUGGUUGGGCGCUUCUUUCUGCGUUUCGUCUCAUGACCCAGGAUUAUUGGGAAAACCUUUAUCAGCUGGUGCUGAGAUCGGCGGGGCCAUGGCAUAUGUUAUUUUUCAUCGUUAUAAUAUUCUUGGGAUCAUUUUACCUCGUGAACUUGAUCCUCGCUAUUGUCGCGAUGUCUUAUGACGAACUGCAAAAGAAAGCAGAGGAGGAAGAAGCGGCUGAAGAAGAAGCUAUAAGGGAAGCGGAAGAAGCUGCCUUGGCGAAAGAAAACAAAAUUGCAGCGCAUGCUGCUGCGCGGGAAGCAGCAGCACAGGCUGCAGCCGAUCGGAUCGUCAAGUCACCUUCAGAUUUUUCCUGCCACAGCUACGAGCUUUUCGUGGGCCAAGAAAAGGGAAACGAUGACAACAACAAGGAACGAAUGAGCAUAAGAUCCGUAGAAUCCGUGAGUGAACACAGGGUCAAGAUAGCUAACAACAAUCACACCACCACUACCACCACCAAAGUUCGAAAAGUUAGUGCCACGAGCCUUAGUCUGCCUGGCUCACCCUUCAACAUCAGGAGAGGAAGUCGUGGUAGUCAUCAGUUCACAAUUCGCAAUGGACGCCGUUUCGUUGGACCAGCGGGUGGUGACCGGAAGCCUCUGGUUCUUUCGACUUAUCUGGACGCUCAGGAGCAUCUACCCUAUGCUGAUGACUCAAAUGCUGUCACCCCCAUGUCCGAAGAAAAUGGAACUAUUGUCGUUCCAACUUAUUAUGCAAACUUGGGCUCGCGUCACUCGUCUUACACCUCACACGCGUCCAGACUGUCCUACACUUCGCACGGUGAUCUCCUUGGUGGCAUUGGAAUUAUUGGUAAACCAAUGACGAAGGAGAGCAAACUUAGAAGUAGAUCUGCUAGGCAAGCGUCCAUCAAUAGCCACACAACAGAAAAUACUCAAAAACGCCAUUAUCAUAGUACGGAUGGGGAAACGGAAGACUCGCUGGUCAAGUUGAAACAAGACAAUCCAUUUAUCGAAUCCUCAGGGCAGCAAGCGGUAGUCGAUAUGAAAGAUGCAAUGGUGCUAAAUGAUAUAAUCGAACAAGCUGCUGGUCGGCAAAGUCGGGCAUCGGAACAAGCAGUUUCGAUAUAUUACUUCCCCACAGAAGAAGAGGAAGAAGGACUUACAUUUAAGGAAAAAGGUCUGGAGUUCUUUCUACGUUGCAUCGAUAUUUUUUGCAUUUGGGACUGCUGUCCACUUUGGGUCAAGUUCCAAGACUUUAUUGCCCUCCUAGUCUUCGACCCGUUCGUCGAGCUUUUCAUCACACUUUGCAUCGUAGUCAACACACUCUUCAUGGCUUUGGACCAUCACGACAUGGACAAGGAAAUGGAGAGAGUACUCAAAUCGGGAAAUUACUUCUUCACGGCAACUUUCGGUAUCGAAGCAACAAUGAAGUUGAUAGCUAUGAGUCCAAAGUUUUACUUUCAAGAGGGCUGGAACAUUUUCGAUUUCAUCAUAGUGGCCUUGUCACUCUUAGAACUUGGUCUAGAGGGCGUCCAAGGACUGUCGGUCUUGCGGUCUUUUAGAUUGUUGAGAGUAUUUAAAUUAGCAAAAUCGUGGCCGACCUUGAACUUGUUGAUCUCCAUCAUGGGUAGAACGGUAGGCGCUUUGGGUAACUUGACCUUCGUCUUGUGCAUCAUCAUCUUCAUCUUCGCCGUGAUGGGUAUGCAACUCUUCGGCAAGAACUACACGGACCAAGUUCAUCUUUUUCAAGAUGGCGAACUACCCAGGUGGAAUUUCACGGAUUUUAUGCAUUCUUUCAUGAUUGUCUUUCGAGUUUUGUGCGGAGAGUGGAUCGAGUCGAUGUGGGACUGCAUGUUGGUGGGAGAUGUUUCCUGCAUUCCCUUCUUCUUAGCCACAGUCGUCAUCGGAAAUUUAGUCGUGCUGAACCUUUUCUUGGCUUUGCUCUUGAGCAACUUUGGUUCAUCAAACUUAUCAGCACCAACGGCGGACAACGACACGAACAAAAUCGCCGAGGCUAUCGACCGGAUAGCACGAUUCAUAAACUGGGUCAAGCUCAAUAUGCUUAAUCUGGCUAAGAUGAUGCGAGCCAAACUCACCAACCAGAUUUCCGAUCAGGCGCCAGAAGGCUUGGAUCGGGAUGGGAAUUUGGAUCUGACUGAUGGCGAUUUGGAUGUUUUUCGAGACAAAAAGAGCGUCAAAGAACUUAACAAUCAAUUCGAAGUGGCCAUUGGUGAUGGAAUGGAGUUCACCAUUCAUGGAGACUUGAAAAACAAAAUGAAGAAGGGAAGUCUGUGUAUGAACAACACGAAGGGUCUCGUUAAUUCGAUAAAUCAUCGGGACUUUAGACUCGACCACGAGUACAUCAAUCACAAUGAAGACGAUACCAUCAGUAACAAAUCCUAUGGAAGUCACAAAAACAGAUCCUUUAAGGACGAAAGUCACAAAGGAAGUUUGGAUUCACUGGACGGUGAAGAGAAAAAGGACGCGAGCAAAGAAGACCUUGAAGAACAAGAACUAGAUGAAGAGGGAGAUGAUGAGGAAGGGGAAGAAAUACCACCAAGAAUAAUAGUCGCAGAUGAAGACAUAAUUGACGAUUAUCCAUCCGACUGUCUUCCUGAAAAUUGCUACAAAAGGUUUCCGUUUUUGGCUGGAGAUGAUGACGCGCCAUUCUGGCAGGGUUGGGCCAAUUUGAGACUAAAAACAUUCCAGUUGAUCGAAAACAAAUACUUUGAAACUGCCGUUAUCACAAUGAUUCUGCUAAGUAGUUUGGCUCUGGCUUUGGAGGACGUUCACCUGCAACAGAGGCCCAUUCUCCAGGACAUUCUCUACUACAUGGAUCGGAUAUUCACAGUGAUAUUCUUCUUAGAAAUGUUGAUCAAAUGGCUGGCUCUCGGCUUCCAAAAGUACUUCACUAACGCUUGGUGUUGGCUGGAUUUCAUUAUCGUCAUGCUUUCGCUGAUCAACUUGGGAGCCAUUUGGGCCGGAGCUGCUGACAUCCCCGCUUUCCGUUCAAUGAGAACACUGAGGGCCUUGAGGCCCUUACGAGCAGUUUCUCGCUGGGAGGGCAUGAGAGUCGUCGUCAAUGCAUUGGUCCAAGCUAUUCCAUCUAUCUUUAACGUAUUGUUGGUCUGCCUUAUAUUCUGGCUAAUCUUCGCUAUUAUGGGGGUUCAACUCUUUGCUGGGAAAUAUUAUAAAUGUGUGGAUGCGAAUAAGACAACCUUGAGUCAUGAAAUCAUCCCAGACAGAAAUGCUUGCAUAGCCGAAAAUUAUACUUGGGAAAACUCGCCCAUGAAUUUUGAUCAUGUGGGCAAAGCCUACUUGUGCCUAUUUCAAGUAGCCACCUUCAAAGGAUGGAUUCAAAUCAUGAACGAUGCAAUUGACUCGAGGGAGGUUGGCAAGCAACCAAUUCGUGAGACAAACAUCUACAUGUACCUCUACUUUGUAUUUUUCAUCAUCUUCGGAUCGUUUUUUACGCUCAAUCUGUUUAUCGGAGUCAUCAUCGACAACUUUAACGAGCAGAAAAAGAAAGCCGGUGGUUCCCUCGAGAUGUUCAUGACAGAGGACCAGAAAAAGUACUACAACGCCAUGAAGAAAAUGGGAAGUAAAAAGCCCUUGAAGGCCAUUCCGCGACCUAGGUGGAGGCCGCAGGCGAUAGUGUUUGAAAUAGUGACGGAUAAAAAGUUCGAUAUGAUAAUUAUGUUGUUCAUCGGAUUCAACAUGUUGACAAUGACAAUGGACCAUUACCAACAAUCUGCCACCUUCAGCAACGUGUUGGACUACCUGAAUAUGAUAUUCAUUGUGAUAUUCACCAGCGAGUGUCUGAUGAAGAUCUUCGCCCUGCGCUACCAUUACUUCAAGGAGCCGUGGAACCUCUUUGAUUUUGUUGUUGUUAUAUUAUCAAUAUUAGGGUUGGUACUGAGCGACAUCAUUGAGAAAUAUUUUGUAUCGCCAACCUUGCUUCGAGUUGUGAGGGUAGCCAAAGUGGGUCGAGUUCUGCGUCUCGUGAAAGGUGCGAAGGGAAUUCGUACCCUGCUUUUCGCGUUGGCCAUGUCGUUACCGGCCCUCUUUAACAUUUGCUUAUUGCUGUUCCUGGUGAUGUUCAUCUUUGCUAUAUUCGGAAUGUCCUUCUUCAUGCACGUCAAGGACAAGAGUGGUCUAGAUGACGUUUACAACUUCAAGACAUUCGGGCAGUCGAUGAUACUGCUCUUUCAGAUGUCAACAUCCGCUGGCUGGGAUGGCGUUCUGGACGGCAUUAUCAACGAGGAAGAUUGUCAAGAGCCGAACAACGAGAUCGGUUACCCUGGCAACUGUGGCUCUUCCACAAUUGGCAUCGCCUAUCUGCUCUCAUACCUGGUCAUCAGUUUCCUGAUUGUCAUAAACAUGUACAUCGCCGUCAUCUUGGAGAACUACUCGCAGGCGACCGAGGACGUCCAGGAGGGUCUGACUGAUGAUGACUACGACAUGUACUACGAGAUAUGGCAGCAGUUCGACCCUGACGGCACCCAAUACAUAAGAUACGACCAGCUCUCCGAAUUCCUAGACGUACUCGAACCCCCUCUGCAGAUUCACAAACCCAACAAGUACAAGAUUGUAUCGAUGGAUAUCCCCAUAUGUAAGGGCGACCUUAUGUUUUGCGUCGAUAUCCUCGAUGCUCUCACGAAAGACUUCUUCGCUAGGAAGGGCAAUCCUAUCGAAGAAACAGGGGAGCUGGCUGAAGUUCAAACCAGGCCUGGCGAAGUCGGUUAUGAACCUGUAUCUUCUACCUUGUGGCGACAACGAGAGGAGUACUGUGCACGUCUUAUCCAGAAUGCCUGGAGGAAGCAUAAGCAACAACGACUCGGCGGCCCCAGCGAGGAGAGCGACGAUCCCGACAUGGACCCAAGAGUCAGACAAACGGCAGUGCUUGUCGAGAGCGACGGCUUCGUCACCAAAAAUGGCCACCGGGUCGUCAUUCACAGCCGCUCGCCGAGCGUCACUUCUCGUACUGCGGAUGUCUGAUCCUCGUCGCGCCCUCCUCCCAGAUAAAGGAAACAAUUCGCACGUGCGUUUACUACUUAACAGCCUUAUAGUUGUAUAAUAAAUUCCUCCAACGAGUUGCCUUUUUAUCGACUUCACGAGUGUGUCGUUAGGAGCCGACAGAGUCCGAGGAUACACGAAACAUAGGCGAUUCGCCGGAACGAAGUGUACGGGUUUUUACUAACCGACCGAAUUUAUUCUUACUGAUCAUCCAGCAGCCCCCUCUUUCUCUUCGUUAAUUGCAGCUGCUUAGAACGACCGAUCGAGAUUGAAUUGAUUCUGCAAUCGACAAGGUGUCUGUUUCAAAACCUAACCUAAGGGUUCCAUGUCCUUCCCCAAUCUCCAUGGGAUCUUCUAGUUUAGGAGAAGCUGAAUUAUUUUCCUUCAUCUUCCAGGCCUGUCACUACUGCAAGAAAGAGAAAUAUACAUAUCUUCCCCGGCCAUUUUUCACAAUAAAUCAAAAUUCUUCUAGAAUUAGGAGAAAAUGAGAACUGUUCGAAUCUUCCCCUUUCGCAGUUCCUCCUCUUUUCCUUCAAGUUCAGCAGUGCGGAAGAUAACUUCCCUAAAUCCCAACUUUGAUAAAAUCCCGCACUUCUGAUUAACUCAUUCUUUCCUAAUUUCAAAUUCUAAAUUUCCGUUAGACACCUUGUCUUACCGGUGAGCCUAGGAUCGACUACCUUCAAGACAAAGUUUUUUCCUUCCCCCAAGCGUUCAAAAUGACUCGAAAUCAACUUUCUGUUGAUUGUAAUCGAUUCCAGAGACUUCCAGCGAAUAAUGAUCGAAUGAACGAUCAGAAAUUCAGCAGAUCCUUCACAUCCGAUCGACCGACCUUUCGAAAAAAUUUUCUUUCCUUUUUGAUAAUCGGUCGAUAAAAUAAGUCUGACCUGAUCCCGGGAAUUUGUCGGUGCAAGCGAAUCAUACCUCACCUGGUGCAGGGUCAUAUAACGCGAAAUGAUUCUUACGUGUAAAUACACCAAAUGAAAUUCGAUUUGCAUACUCGCUUUCUACGAAUCGCACUCUUCUAGUUCUUGUAAUUUUUAUCGGAGAGCGUAAUUCCACGUGCGUGCCUGUUUUCGAGAGUAAAAGUGUACCUGCGUGUGUCGAGAGGGAGUAAUGUAGCUUUUAUCGUAAAAAAAAGGAACUUGGCGAACAAAGAGCCGCAACGUAAAAACGUUCAACACGCUUACAAAUAUACAAACCGUAUCGAACUUUUUUUCUCAUUUGUCCGGGGAGAGGUUUCGCGCAAACUUUUAUAAAAUAUUCCUACCAACGUCCUCCUCAAGGUGAAAAUUUAAAUCUGGAGCACGAAUAAUCCUGAAGGUCCCUAUUUUCAGAAUUAAUCGAUUGCGCACCUAUAUUUUCGGAAUUGAUCUACUGCGCAUAGGUGUAUAUCAAUUCUAACAGUGAUGCGCAGUAGCACCCAGUGAAUAAAAUGCAUGCGCAGUGGAUCUAUUUAGUGACUUUAGAUGCGCAGUAACAUUUUAUCGUUAAUUCGAAACAGUUUUGGAUUUUGAGCUCGAAGGGGCCAAAGUAAGUGAGCGUCUCACCCGAUUCAGCUUGCCUGCCGUCCCGUUUUUUAAGCACCGCCUUUUUAAGUAGGAAAAGUCCAUUGUAAAUCCUUACGCGCGUUAUAAACUAAAAAACGAGAGAUCUCGAUAAAAACUAAUAAUUAACAAUAACGGUAACGAUGAUAACGACAUAAUGUUAAUAAAUAACUAAAUAAAUUAAUAACGAUAAUUAAACUGUAUAAAAUAAAUAUAUAACGCGAUCCCACGAAUCGAGACUCUAUUACCUAUUUAUAAAGAACUUAAUUGUAAUUAAAACGUGAAUGUUAAACCAAUGCGAUAUCACGUGAGAUGGUGAAAUAUACAUAUAUAUAGAGAGAGACAGAGAGAGAGAGAGAGACAGCUCUGAGUUUUGCGAAUGAGUGCUUGUUAUUUUUCUAAUGCCCAGUGCCCACUUUCGUGUGCGUAACAAAAAUUACUGCUUCGCGUGUCCGUUCGAUUCACGGGGAUUAGAUUUCAUUCCGAGUUGUUUUUUUUUUUUGUAACAGCUUGUAACACUGAAGUCACUUAAUAGUCAUGCUUGAGAACGUUGUAUAAAUGUUAUAGUACUGCAAUAAAAUUUAUAUAACUCUAAUGUAACUAAUAGCUUUGAAGGCUUUUUAGUUACAUGUAUGUUAUAUAACGGCAAUAUAACAGUUAUAUAACUUGAUAUGACCUGAAGAAUUUUUAAUAUUUGGUACAGUUGUGACAGGAAAGAGGGGGUGACGGAUUAAAAAGUAAGGACGUGGAAAGUUAGUCGUGGGUCGUAGGAGGAAGGCAUGGGGGAGAUGUAAUGCAUUAACGACAAAACAAAAAUGUUCAUUACUUUAAGCUAUAGAAGCUCAAGCGACAAGAAAAAAAUCAUUGUAAAUUACUCGUACAAAUUACUCACUAUCGGUGUCGAAAUCCGCUUUUUCGAAGAAUCUUAGAAUGCCUGUCGAGAUCAAUAUUCACGUACUUUUUCUACAUAGUUUUGCAUUUUCAAUUCUCUCCACGGGCGAUUCAUUCCUAUGUCGAUAUCAUUCGUAUAUCGUCGUCGAUUCGGAUAGCGGUCUUCGAAUUCAAAUCGUAUGAAAAUCUUUCUUGAAAAAUUAAUUUUUUUUUUAAUUUAUUGAUAAUUUUGUUUAAUGCAGACCGAUUUUUGCGUUUAAAAAGUGGUUGAUAUCAAAAAAUUUUGAAUUGGGAAGUAAUAAUAAGUUUUUGAAAAGGUAUGGCAUAUCCGAGAAAUUGUCUGUGAAUUGCCUCUCAAAAUUCUGUGAAUUUGAAAGAAUAUUUGAAAAUUCAGAGAACAGAUUUUCAAUUGUAUAGAGAAGAAUUUAUGAAAGUCUGAGAAUCAAAUUUAUCGGGAAUCUCAGACGAGAAGUCUCAGCAAACUGUUAUAUUUUCUCGAAUUCUACAAUUUUAUUUACGAAUUAAGAUAAAAUAACAGUAAUAUCCCCUAUGAAUUGAGGACAAUGAUUAUUGGGAGUUAUGCAUAUAAUUUAUUGAUAAAUUUUAUAAGAUUAGCACCUAAUGUCUGCAGCUUUAGUGAUGGAAAAUUUGACAAAUAAUAGCACAUUUUCUUAUUAUUAAUGAAAAUGCUUAUUACAAAUUCUAUACAAUUUAUUGCUAAUUUUAUAAGAGUAAAAUUGAAGAAUCUUCAAUAUUUUUAAAUAUUUAUAUAGUUUUUGUAUAUAACUUUACGAAUGUUACAUGUAUGUAAAUUGUAAUAUAUAAAUGCUAAUGAAUGUUUACUAUUUCUUAUAUUUUAAUAUUGCCCGAAUUUAUGUAAAAUUGUAUAAUAAAUAAUUAUUAGCCUUUAACGGAGACGUCGUAGUGAAAAAUGAAAGCUGUUUACAAUCUCUGAAUAAGCAAAAUUCACAGACUUUUGGACUUGCAAAAGCAUUUCUCUCAAAAAUUGUAUUUUUUCAAAACAGUCAAAAAGUCCAGUAUCUUUUUGCAUAAAAUGAAAAACAAAAACAGAAUUUUGGUAAGUUGAAACAUUUCAAUCUGAGCUUUUAGAAAUCUAUUUUCAGUUCAGUGAAAAUCGGUCUUCAAGUUUUGAAAAUCCGAUUUGGAUCCGACUGUAGUUUAAAGGGGAUCUAACUUCUUUAAGUGUAACGAAAAAUUUAUACCAAAAUUGAAAUUAAGUUGAAAAAAUUUGAAAAAAUUUGAAAAAAUUGAUUGGAUCUCCAGUAGCGAAGAAAAGGUUUGUUUGAGAUCGAACCUAGGAAAUUAUUGAAAAAAAUUUAAUUCGCCUCAAAAAGCUCUCAUCAAACUAAUCCGAAUCAAUCAAUUUGUUGGGUUCAUUCUGCUUUGCCCCAAGUAAAUCUUUUGCUUCGAUUUAGAAAUGUUUAGUGAUGAGAAAAAUUGUAAGGACCCUUUCCGAGUCGUCGCACCAUUAUUUUUAUUACUGGCUAAAGCUUCGAUUUGAGUUUCCAAUGCUGUAAUAUGUGCAAAUAAUUCGAUAAUAAUAAUAAAUAUCGCAUGGUUUAUAUAUAUAUUAACAUAAAUAUAAAUAUAUAUUGUACAUGUAUUUUUCGAUACUUCAUCGAGCAACGCGGAGAGGGAAGAAAAAAACAUCCUUGCAAACAAUCCUUCAGGUUACAUUCAUGUUACCUUUGUGUUACACAUAUGUUGCAUUAAAGUUACACAACUGUUACGUCAUUGUUACAUAAAUGUUACAUAACUGUUAAAAUUUAUAUAACAUACCGGUUACGUGACUGUAACAUGUUGCAUAUCGUGUAACAGAUGUAUAACACUGAAAGGUAACAUUCCUAUUACAAGCGAAUUACGUAACUGUCAUAUAACAUUGAUGUAAUAUUGGAGUAACUAAGAAAGCUGUUUGCACGGAGUUUAAAAGUAUGAAUAGUGAACGAAAAUUAAGAUUGCUGGGUCAUUGGAUAAAACAAAGCAAAAUGCGUGGUGUGAAAUCUGUAGGUCGUACUUCCCCGCGAAUGAUUGAUUCCAUUCCACGCGCUGUAGACUCGAAAAAAAUGUUGAAUUUCGAACACUCUUUCAGACCAAUGAAACAUAUACGAGCGUGUAUGAACGAAGUACUAUGUGAUUUUUCGAAGGCUUUAAAUGUGCACACUCAAGAUUCAGCAACCAAAGAAACAUUUACCUCGAAAGCUGUUACCCGAUUCCAAAAAUUCACGAGGCACCGCGCAUUUUUUAAAUCUUGGCGCCGAUUCUUUCUGAGCUUUUGAAUCCACAUACUUAUUUGCUGUUUGGAGUGAGACUGAGCAGUAGGAAUCCAUUUGAGAUUUUCGUUUUCGCAUUUUUGAAAAUUUAUUUUUAAAUUUUUCCGCCCUGCUCUGUGGCGCCACUAAGCAACAGAAAGUCAUGCGCAGGCGCUUCAUUCUCCAGAAAUUACCUGCGCAGGCGCAUGGCGUUCUUUUUCUAUCGCAGACAUUUUGACGGGGAAAUUGUGUGAAUCUUACGCGAAGCGUAUAACUUCCCCAAAUUUAUAAUCGUAUUCAACACAGCGUCCGGAUUCCACUAUUUUCUCGUCGAUGUGCGAAACAUACGAAAUUUAUAUUUGUCAGAGGUUCGCCAACCGCGGGGAAAAGACGCGUGAUUGUUUGUAAAUUUUUUAAGUAUAAUAAUUCUAACAAUACUAAUGAAUAAUAAUAAUUAAUGAUACUUAUUAAUAAUAAUAAUAAUAAUACGUAUGUGUGUAUGUACAUUGUUUUUUCACGCGAUCGAAGGCUGUAAAAUAAUAGUUGGUUCAUUGUACUUUGUACUCUUUUCCCCGCAUCACGAAAACGCGACCCCUCGAGCUCUCCCCGCGAACGUCCGCGAUUUGUAAAAUAAUUAUUUACGAGGGGUGAUUUCUUAUGAGUUAGGGGUGAAAAAGGGCUUUCUAGAAUGUCUUAAAACUUUCGAAUAGUUAAGAGAAAAUUCACACACACACUCACUUUCAAGUCACGAGAUAAUAAGCUAAUAGAAGGCCACUGUAAAGUGUGAAGCUAAUAAAGAAUUAUAAAUAAAUAAAAAAAAAAAGGUGAGCCUGUCGGCUAGUAAUGAACAAGCAACUGCCAUGAGUCAAGCUAGAUAGAUGAGCUAAGAAUCCAAUUUUAACAAGCUAGCCAUCGAAAUAUUAAUUAAAGGAUUGUUCAUUAUUCACCUGGGGCGAUUAUAUAAAUUCCAGGUCUCGUUGUCCAUUGAUUGUUUUUCACUUUUCAUAUUUUUAAUUUUUAUCGUUCAUUAAAAUUUAUAUAUUUGUUAUACAACAGUUACAUAUAUGUUACAUAACACUCGUUUAUAUUAAAUAUAUGUUACGUGUUUUGUAACAGUUACAUUCCUGUUAUAUAUGUGCCAUAUGUAAUAUAUGAUGCUAUAUAUAACAUCUGUUAUAUAUAUGUUAUAUAAUAGUUACAUUCAGUCAUAUACAUGAUAUAUAACAUUCACAUUUCUGUUAAAUGUAUGCUAUAAAACAGUCACACAUAUGUUACGUAUACAUUAUAUGACAGUAACAUGAAUGUAACAUUUACAUUCCUGCUAUAUAUUUGUUAUAAAAAGGGUACGUUCCUGUUACUUAUAUGUUAUAUAACAGUCACAUUACUGUUACAGAUGUUGUAUAACAGUUACAGAUAUGUUACAUAGCAGUUACAUAAAUGUUAAAUGUAUGUUAUGAACAAGUUACAUCCAUGUAACAUACAUGUUAUAUAACAGUUACAUUUAUGUAAUAUAUGUUAUUUAAUAAUAACAUGCAUGUUUUUAUAACAGUUAACCGAAUGGUACAUGUAUGUAAUAUAACAGAUAGAUUCCUGUAAAUUAUAUGUAAGGUUACAGUUACAUGUUAUAUAAAAAUGACAUUCCUGUGACUAAUGCUAUAUAACAGUAACAUCCCUGUUACAUAUAUUUUACAUAAAUAUUAAAUAAUAGUAAAAUUAUGUUACAUAUAUGUAAUGUAACUAAAUUUACAUUCCAGCUAAAUAUUUGUUAUAAAACAGAUACACUCAUGCUACUUAUAUGUUAUAUAAAAGUCACAUUACUGUUACAUACGACAUGCAAUAGUUACAUUCUCGUUAUUAACGUUAUGUGACAGUAAAAUAUUUUUUCCACGUACAUCUUCUAUAACAGUUACAUUUUGUCACAUACAAGAUAUAUAACAGAUAUGUCUGUAAUAGAUAUGGUACAUGAAUGUUAUAUGCAUGUUGCGUAAAAGUUAAAUUCAUGUUACAUACAAGUUAUAUAACACUCACAUGAAUGUGACAUGUAUGUAAUAUAACAGAUACUUUCCUAUAACUUCUAUUUAAUAUAAGUUACAUUACUGUUACGAGUUAUGUAACAGUUACCUUCAUGUUACUAAUGUUAUGUAACAAUUAACAUUUAUGGUACUAAUGUUAUGUAACAGUAACAUUCCUUUUAUAGAUGUCAUAUAACAGUCACAUUACUGUUGCAUUCGGAUUAAAAUGAAAAAAAGAGACAAAAAAGAGAAAAAUGAUAAAUAAACAAAGACCAAUGAGAAGAAAGCCAUUUAAGUAAUCGCCCUCAAGUCUCAGUUUGCGAUUGUAAAAAGAGGUCCUUGAACGGAAGAAGCCCAUCCGAAAAUAAAAAUGUACAGGGGCUCUUCUGAAACGUUCGUUUCUCAGCGUCGAGGAAAACAUGGAAACCAAGAAAAAAAAACCAGUGAAAAUAUGAGUUAUUUGCACAAUAUUAUAAAUAAUUACUAUGUUUACUACAAUUACUAAAUUAAAGAGCAAAUAAUAAAAAAAGAGGCGAUGAAAAUAUUGUUAAAUAAUUUAAAAAGGUUAAGUGGGGGGGGGGGUAAAUGAAAUGAGGAAAGAAAAGAUUAGGGAAAGAUAUCGGAUCUCAAAAGGACGAUUGAUUUGUUAUUCGGUUAGUUAAACGAUCCUUACAUUGAUUAUUGUAAUUAUAUAAAAUAAAUAAUUAUUAUCGUAAAUAGUUACAAUUAACAAGUUGUUACCGCUUUGUUAUACACAAUAUAAAUUAAUAUACUAAGAUUAUGGUAAAAGUAAGCGGUCGUAUCGUUGAUUGGUCCUUUACUUAGGAUAAAGAGCGAUGGUUAGUUUUAAUAUCUCUAACUAUGUUUUUCUAUUCGCUACGAUUUCGUUUUUUUAUCAUUAAAAAAACUCGGUUUGUUAGCUAAUGUGGCCUGGCCAAUAUACACAUUUUACAGAAAUAUUUUCAAUAAAUGAAAAAGCU
This is a messenger RNA of Belonocnema kinseyi, 13965 nucleotides long. It is a transcript of the gene para, whose product is annotated as sodium channel protein para. The record is from RefSeq and is a predicted model, not a curated record. The transcript is spliced from 30 exons. Gene Ontology annotation, biological process: sodium ion transmembrane transport; membrane depolarization during action potential; neuronal action potential. NCBI's taxonomy places the organism in Eukaryota, Metazoa, Arthropoda, Insecta, Hymenoptera, Cynipidae. Gene Ontology annotation, molecular function: voltage-gated sodium channel activity; calcium ion binding. Bases 140 to 6250 code for a protein of 2036 amino acids. Gene Ontology annotation, cellular component: voltage-gated sodium channel complex; plasma membrane.